AAAAAGUUUGCCUCCCCCCAAAAAGGGUGGAAGGAUAAUGAGUGUGAAAGACUGAAGUGCGCCCGCAAAUGGCAAUGAUGAUAAGCAGCAAACGCAGCAGUACGAAUAGCAGUUAGGAGAAAGAAAUGGUGCCAACGACAACGAUGAUGGCCAACGCCAACGGUGCUGCUGGUUCCGCCGGAAGCGGAGUGCCCCAGGGGAGUCAAUCGUCGUCCUUCGGCGGCGGUCCGCCGCUGUCGGAGGGGGAGAAACUUACCGCCCGCAAAGCGCGCAAGGAGGCGGAACGGCAGAAGAAGCAGGCCAAAAAGUACGAGGAGCAGCUGAAGAAGAUUCGCGGGCCAAAAAGCCAGAAGCUGCAGAUCAUCGACGAGAGCUUCCUUGAGAAGUACCAGAACGUGCAAUCGCUGCCACCGGGGCCCACAUUGAAGACAAAGAAGCGCUCCAAGAAAGCCCCGACCGAUGUGGUGCAGAUCAAUCUAUCGGAAUGUAUCCGCGAACAGCUGGCCGGUGGUGACCGGUGCGAACACAAACCGAUCGUACCUAUCGUCCCGAUUGUGCCGCAACGACCGAUGCUGGUCCUGCACAAGGGUAAGCAGCGCGAAGUGCCAAAGGAGAAGAAACCCACACGACUGAAGAAGGACAUACUGAGAAGCCGAUCGGAAAAAUCCGCUGCUGCCGGUGUUGAAGCAGGUGCCGAGCAACCUGCUGAUCAGGGUGGAUCAGCACCAUCGACCUCUGGCGGUCCGAGCGGCGAGCCCACGCUGGAGGUGGUCAAGCAUAAGCAAGUGCUCGAACAGCCGCCCCUGGUGGAUUCACCUUUCUUGAAGGCCAUCGAACGGUGCUGCAUCAACGAUGGUCCACCACCGAGCAACCGUGAAUCGAGCGAGUACCAGAACGGCUUUCCAUCGCUUCGCACGUCCAUGUCACUUAAAUCAUCGGCACAUCGGCAUUCGAGGAAUUUUCGGCCGUACUGCGAUCACCUCAUUACGGACGAUCUGCGUGAUUUGGCGGAAGAGGUAGUGGUGAAGCUGUUCCAGUUUCAAUCGAAAGCAUACGCCAAGAACCCCAUUAAGGCUGUCAGCAACAAGCGGUUCGUGGUCGGUUUCAACGAGGUGCUGAAACACCUUGAGCUACGCAAAGUACGUCUGGUAUUGAUAGCACCCGAUCUCGAACCGAACGAAACGAUCGAUCAGCUAGUGGGUAACGUGAAGCUGCUGUGCCGCCAAAACCAGGUACCGUACCUGUUUGCGCUGAAGCGUAGAAAGAUUGGGUUUCAUUUGCUGAAGAAAGCCCCGAUCAGUUGCGUCGGGAUGCUGAGCUAUGCCGGCUGCGACGACACGGUCAAGCGCAUGCUGGAGAUUGUGGAGCAGGAACGCACAAAUUAUCGCAUUCAGAUGAGCGUCGGAACCGCUUGAAACACUGGGAACAAUACGUUUCCCAGUACGGUAGCCGUUCGAUCGUACGGUUAGCCUCGGAGGGUUCCAUUAGUUGGCAAACCCUAAAGUGAGAUGCAUACUCUAGUCAUUCCAUGGACGUGCGUGUAGUGGACGUUUUCUCGCCAAACCUCUCCCAGUACGCCUCAACGACCUCAGUCCCAAGCUCCAGCCCUCACGAGUAAAAACUCUAGUCAGUCGCAGCUACUACUUCUACUAGUACCACUACUACUAGCGCCAGCAUGUCUAUCAUCCUUAUAAAUGUGAGUGUUAUCAUCCAACAAAGCAACGAUGGUCCACACCACCGUUGGCGAUGUGCGCGAUUCUCAAUUGUUGUACGGCAAUGUGUGCAAACCCUUAUUUUAUGAAAUAACAUAAUAAACGUACCAGUACCGAAAUCCAUUAAAAUGGAUGCAUUU
This is a messenger RNA of Anopheles darlingi, 1852 nucleotides long. RefSeq names its product selenocysteine insertion sequence-binding protein 2 (gene Sbp2). Gene Ontology annotation, biological process: selenocysteine incorporation. Gene Ontology annotation, molecular function: selenocysteine insertion sequence binding; mRNA 3'-UTR binding; ribonucleoprotein complex binding. The transcript is spliced from 2 exons. Gene Ontology annotation, cellular component: ribonucleoprotein complex. The record is from RefSeq and is a predicted model, not a curated record. The coding region runs from base 126 to 1415 and encodes 429 amino acids. Lineage: Eukaryota; Metazoa; Arthropoda; Insecta; Diptera; Culicidae.